This is a messenger RNA of Lolium rigidum, 1787 nucleotides long. Its product is annotated as COBRA-like protein 5. The record is from RefSeq and is a predicted model, not a curated record. The transcript has 4 exons. Gene Ontology annotation, cellular component: plasma membrane. Bases 165 to 1511 code for a protein of 448 amino acids. NCBI's taxonomy places the organism in Eukaryota, Viridiplantae, Streptophyta, Magnoliopsida, Poales, Poaceae. Gene Ontology annotation, biological process: cellulose microfibril organization; plant-type cell wall cellulose biosynthetic process.
GAUCGCUGGCUCGCCGUGUGAGAUGCCUCACUUGUCUUCUUAUUCUUGCCCAAUGCAUGGCCUUUUAAUUGCCUGCCACUUCCUCAAGGGUCAUCUCAGCUCGAUCGAUCACUUGUGCUAGACAUCGUGUGCUUGCGCGCUGUUCUUGCAGGGGAGUGCAUGCCAUGGAGCUCCGCAACUCUAUGCUACUGGCUCUGAUCCUUGUAGUCACAUGCUCCGCCGUCGCAGUGGCGUAUGAUCCCCUGGAUCCGAGAGGAAACAUUACCCUCAAAUGGGAUAUCCAAUCGUGGACGCCUGACGGAUACGUGGCUAUGGUGACGAUGAACAACUACCAGCAGUACCGUCAGAUCAUGGCGCCUGGGUGGACGCUGGGUUGGUCGUGGGCCAAGAAGGAGGUGAUCUGGUCCAUCGUGGGCGCGCAGGCGACGGAGCAGGGCGACUGCUCCAAGUUCAAGGGCGGCAUCCCGCACUCCUGCAAGCACACGCCCUCCAUCGUCGACCUCCUCCCCGGCGUGCCCUACAACCAGCAGAUCGCCAACUGCUGCCGCGGCGGCGUCGUCUCCGCCUAUGGCCAGGACCCCGCCGGCUCGGUCUCCGCGUUCCAGGUCUCCGUCGGCCUCGCCGGCACCACCAACAAGACCGUGAAGCUCCCCAAGAACUUCACCCUCAUGGGCCCCGGCCUCGGCUACACCUGCGGCCCCGCCACCAUCGUCCCCUCCACCGUCUACUGGAGCACCGACCACCGGCGCAAGACCCAGGCGCUGAUGACCUGGACGGUGACCUGCACCUACACGCAGCAGCUUGCCUCCCGGUACCCGACCUGCUGCGUCUCCUUCUCCUCCUUCUACAACAGCACCAUCGUGCCGUGCGCCCGGUGCGCGUGCGGCUGCGGCGCGCACAAGAGCACGGAGGGCCGCGGCGGCAAGAGCCACAGCGACGGCUGCAUCAUGGGCGACUCCAAGCGGGCGCUGACCCCCGGCGUCAACACCCCCAAGAAGGACGGCGCGCAGCUGCUGCAGUGCACCAACCACAUGUGCCCCAUCCGGGUGCACUGGCACGUCAAGCUCAACUACAAGGACUACUGGCGCGCCAAGAUCGCCGUCACCAACUUCAACUACCGCAUGAACUACACGCAGUGGACGCUCGUGGCGCAGCACCCUAACCUCAACAAUGUCACCGAGGUCUUCAGCUUCCAGUACAAGCCACUCCUACCCUACGGCAACAUCAAUGACACGGGCAUGUUCUACGGGAUGAAGCUCUACAACGACCUGCUCAUGGAGGCCGGCCCGUUCGGCAACGUCCAGUCGGAGGUGCUCAUGCGCAAGGACGACAGCACCUUCACCUUCGGCCAGGGAUGGGCCUUCCCGCGCAAGAUCUACUUCAACGGCGACGAGUGCAAGAUGCCGCCACCCGACGCCUACCCCUACCUGCCCAACUCCGCGCCGCGUUUCCCCGUCGCCUCCACCGUCGCUGCCAUGGCGUGCUUGCUGGUGCUACUCCUACUAGCAUGAUCGAUCAAGAGGGAUCUUUUAAUCCCAUCUUGUUAAUUUCUCAUGUUGGAAUGAGCAGGGCGGUGUAGGUAAGUUGUCAUAUGGUUGAUUGGAUUUUGUGCCAUAGAGGCUGGGUUGCCGAGGAAAAAAUAUGUUGUGCAGUUUUGCAAUUACAAUUCCAAGCCAGAUCUUCUUCAUGUACAACGUAGCUUUCUGAAUUUCGAUUAGGCCUGCUUUGAAAUGUAUAUCUUGGAUCAGAAAAGAAAAUACUAAAAAUAUUGGAUACUUGUCACCCAA